This is a messenger RNA of Lolium perenne, 3222 nucleotides long. RefSeq lists its product as uncharacterized. The record is from RefSeq and is a predicted model, not a curated record. Lineage: Eukaryota; Viridiplantae; Streptophyta; Magnoliopsida; Poales; Poaceae.
AUGGCCCUUCGGGAGCUGGAGCGGACCGGGGCUCGCUUCACUUGGACUAACAAGCGCCUUAGGCCGACUAGGUGUGUCCUCGACCGGGUGUUGGUCGCGCCGGCCUGGGAGGCGGCUUUCCCCCUGUGCUCGCUCACGGCGAUCACACGGAUUGGUUCGGAUCAUACACCUCUCCUCCUGUCUUGUGGCGAAGAGACAAGGCGUGUGCCGCCGAGAUUCUUCUUCCAGACUUGGUGGUUUGGCGUUCCGGGGUUUGGGGACCUUCUCAAGGCGAAGCUGGGUAGCUUCAUCACGGAGCGGGGCCCGCACAGAUGUCACAUUGAGCUCUGGCAAUGCGUGGCCCGCAAUACACGACAGUUCCUCAAGGGGUGGGGAGCCAACCUGGGUAGGGAGAAGAGGGAUUUUAGGGAAAAUCUACUUCUUCAGGUCACUAACCUAGAUAGGGUGGCCGAUACUUCUGGGUUGGAUGAGGUCGGCUGGGCGCUGAGGUACCACCUCGAGGACCAACUUUCGGCCCUGGACAGGGCCGAUGAGGAGUACUGGCGUCAACGCAGUCGGGUGCAAUGGACGCUUCGGGGAGAUUCUUGCACGGCUUACUUCCAUGCCAUCGCGAACGGUCGCAGGCGGAAGUGUUCGAUCCCUAGGCUGCUCACGGACCAAGGGGAGAUCCAUGAGCAGCGGGAGCUCCUGGAGCACAUCUACCUGUUCUAUCAGGGGCUUAUGGGAUCGGAGGGGGAGACCAGGAGGUUUGCCCUGGGACAGGAUCUUUGGGAGGGGAACCAAAGGGUGUCCUUGGAAGAGAACCAUGAGCUCGAGCUGACCUUUACCGCGGACGAUCUGGAUGAGGUGCUAGCUAGCAUGAAACAGGACUCGGCUCCGGGCCCUGACGGCCUCCCGGUGCUUUUCUUCAAACGGUUCUGGGGAACCCUGCGAGGACCGAUCCUGCAGAUCCUCAAUGACUUUGCCCUAGGGAGGGUUGACGUGGCGCGUCUUAACUAUGGGAUUAUCACUUUAAUCCCUAAAGUGAAAGGGGCGGAUCAUAUCAGACAGUACAGGCCGAUUACGUUAAUCAAUGUUAUCUUCAAAUUUGUGGCUAAGGCGUACGCGAUUAGACUAGCUCCGGUGGCGCAUAGGGUCAUUGACCGCUCUCAAUCUGCCUUCAUUAAGGGGCGUUGCCUACACGAGGGGGCGCUUGCCCUACAUGAGAUUGUGCAUGAGUUACACAUCAGGAAGCAAAAGGGUUUGCUCCUGAAGCUCGAUUUCGAGAAGGCCUACGAUCGGGUCAACUGGGACUUCUUGCAGGAGAUACUACUCAGAAAAGGGUUCUCCGCAAGGAUGGUUCACCGCUUGAUGCAGUUGGUCAGGGGUGGCCAUACGGCGAUCAAUGUUAACGGGGAAAUAGGGCAUUUCUUCCGGAACGCGCGCGGAGUGAGACAGGGAGACCCACUCUCGCCAAUUCUCUUUGACUUCCUGGUGGAUGGCUUGGCAGCGAUCAUUACCAAGGCCAAUGCCGCAGGACAUGUCAAGGGGCUUGUGCCGCAUCUCAUCCCAGGAGGGGUGACCCAACUGCAGUACGCGGACGACACCAUGAUCUUGGUGGAACCCACGGGGGUGGGGAUUGCGAAUCUGAAGACUCUGCUCCUAUGCUUUGAGAACAUGUCGGGUCUAAAGAUCAACUUCGACAAGAGCGAGGUCGUGGUCAUGGGGGUCUCCACGACGGCCCAGCAGCGGGUGGCCAACCUGCUGAACUGUCGCCUGGGAAAAUUUCCCAUCACUUAUCUGGGGCUACCCAUUAGUGAUAAGCCGCUUAGGGUAGCGGAUUGGAGCUUUCUUCCGGAGGUGGUGGCUCGAAGGGUCGACCCUUGGCAGGGGAUGUACCUGGGGGCGGCAGGGCGCCUGGAGCUCACUAACUCCUGCCUGUCUAGCCUGCCUCUGUUCGCCAUGAGCAUGUACUUGCUUCAUGACGGCACACACAAGGCCAUGGACAGGCCGCGCUCACGCUUCUUCUGGGAGGGCGUCGGGGACAAGCGCAAGUACCAUAUGGUGGAUUGGGCCACGGUUUGUAAACCUAAGGCGCUGGGGGGCCUCGGGGUCAUGAACACCAAGUCCAUGAAUAUCGCCCUCAUGGUGAAAUGGAUUUGGAAGCUAUAUCAAGGGGCGGAGGGUCUAUGGGCAGACCUGAUCAGGGCUAAGUAUCUGAGGGGCAGGGAUCUAUUCGCGGGAGGAGUCCCUGCCCACGGCUCUCAGUUUUGGAAUGCGAUACAAAAAGUUAAAUGGCACUUCAAGCUGGGGGCUAGACAUAGGGUCCGGAACGGGAGAAGGACCUAUUUCUGGACGGACUGGUGGACGGGGAACGGACCACUUAGGGUGAGAUUUCCCAGGCUCUUCAGCUGCUGUGAGUCUCCAUUCAUCACCGUCGAUGGGGCAAGGGUGACCGAUGGGGUGCCAGGGGAAUGGCGCCUCCGCUUCAGAAGGCAGUUUGGCCUGGCCGAGACGGUGGAGUGGGACAAUCUGUGCAGGGAGUGCUGGAGGGUUCUGGUCAGACAGAGGGACAGGGACUUGCUGGACUUGGCGGUGGGCGACGUCAGGAGGCUCUACGCUCGGACGCGGGCAAUCAUGGCUGAUGAAUGCUGGGCAUCAUGUGGAGGUUUCAAGAGCAUUUUUAGCGAGGAGAGCAUGGGUCGCGAGAAGAACAUAGCCACCUGCGGGCGAGCGCGGUGGGGGAGCGUAGAGGACGGCGACCUUCCGGUGAGCGCAGCGGCCAUCUGCCGGCGGGGCCAGGGCAACGCGCUGGCGAGGGCGGGGCAACGCGCUGGCGGGAAUGGGGGAACACGGCGGUGGGGCAGCACGGCGGCGGGGGCGUUUGGGUGGGGACGCGAGCGAGGCGGGGAGGGAGACGAGGCCAAGCGGUACUUCUCGAUUCCGAGCGAUUCGGAGGGGCUGAGCUUGGAAACGGCGGACCUCGCCGGCGAUUGCGCGGUGAUUUGGUGGUUGCCGGAGGCUGUAGGGGUCGGCGGGGUGGCGCUCCGCAACGGGGGCGACUGGAUCGGAGACGCCGACCUCGGGAGCGACUGCCGCGGCGAGGAGGCGGGUCGCGCUCCGCAACGGGGGCGACUGGAUCUCAGCGGCGAGUCAAUCAGCGCUGAGGACGUGUUCCGCCGCCGCGCCGCCGUGCAUUUCCGUGUCGCGGUAAUCACCUCCUUCUCCCCUGCAGCACUCUAA